Messenger RNA from Vanessa atalanta (red admiral), 1039 nucleotides. RefSeq lists its product as uncharacterized. The transcript is spliced from 4 exons. The record is from RefSeq and is a predicted model, not a curated record. NCBI's taxonomy places the organism in Eukaryota, Metazoa, Arthropoda, Insecta, Lepidoptera, Nymphalidae. The coding region runs from base 324 to 953 and encodes 209 amino acids.
UCUUGUAAGUCGGUCGUCUCGAAGCUACCUGUGUCCAUCGAGUACGGUAAAAUUUAAAAAUUGUGUCCAGUUCAAUUAAUACAGUGCAAAAGUUAGUGAUCAAUACAGUAUCGCACAGUCGCUGGUAGUUGUUAUAAUGUCAUGAGCUAUGCUAAUUCUUCUGCCUGACCUCGUCACACCUGAUUUUAGGAUUCUGAUCCACUUUUGUUUCAGAUCCCAAACAUAACCUGUCGAGUAAACAACUUGUACCGGUCGAGGCGUGAAAAAACUAUUAUUAGAAGAAAUAUUUAUUGGAUCUUUUAGAACAAUACCAUUUUGAUAAAAUGCAACUUGUGGGGAAAUUCGCGUUCGUGUUAUCAAUAUGGGCAAUCGUUCAAUGUUCACCAUUCGACGAUGGGAAAUACAGACAUCAAACGUACGACUAUUACGACGAUGGAAAAUAUUAUAGACCUCUAACCGAAGGGAAAUACGUUCCAGGAGAUGAAGGCAAAUACACCUACAUUUACCAAGAAGGAGUGUACCCUUAUGAUGGUACAUACAAACAUUUAGAACGUGGAGACUCCAAUGAUUAUAUUGGUUAUCAAAUAUACGCUCCGCGCUACCCCUUCCUACAUAGCGUAAUAAAAGCUCUAAUUAGUAAGUAUGUAUCGCCGGACAGCCUCGGUAUAACGGAUGGUAUACUUGGGAGCUCCAGUUUUAAUGACUUUGAUAAGAUAAAGACUGAGAACGAAGUUGCUGUGAAGUGUCAAGCGAUUGAUUCAGAAGCCAAAAAUACUACGGAAUUUGUAACGCAAUAUCCGCCGUACCUAAACCUAAAGAAGGGAGAAAAAUUAGGAACGUUUUAUAACUUUAAAGGCAGUAAAGUUUUAAGUACUGUGAAAAAUUCAUUAAAAAAUAAUUUAAAAUUAGAGUACGAAGUUUUCGUUAGGAUUGUUGAGGAUGUGAGCCAGUGAUAUAUAUAUUAGUUAAUUAUGUUGUCUAACUCUGAUUACACGUGAUGCCCGCGAAACCUAAAUUAUAAUAAACUAAUCGAUAUAUU